Botrytis deweyae is the source of this 1140-nucleotide messenger RNA. RefSeq lists its product as uncharacterized. The transcript is spliced from 2 exons. The coding region runs from base 1 to 1140 and encodes 379 amino acids. NCBI's taxonomy places the organism in Eukaryota, Fungi, Ascomycota, Leotiomycetes, Helotiales, Sclerotiniaceae. The record is from RefSeq and is a predicted model, not a curated record.
AUGCGUUUACGAAGCGGAUUGGAUAAGGCUAGCGAGCGAGAUAGUCGGAGCCAGCCUGCUCAAGCCGCAAGUCUCGGUAUGGAGGAACAUCGUUUUACAGAUUCUGGCUCAACUGGCGCAGAUGUUGGUUCGUCAAGUAGUGGAUCGCCAUCUGAACCCGACACUCAGAACUGUGAUACUUCCAAUAGACAGCAGGCACAAGGCAUAGUCCUCUCUAGUCAACAUGAGGAAUAUCAAGAGAUUCCAAUGGCAUCAUCACAUUAUACUCAAAGACCUUGCUCAGCACCACCAUCAUUUUAUGACCCAACUCUCUAUCCCGAACCCUCCAUUCCUGUGUUAUAUCCUACUACGUCUGCAUCAUCCUUACAGCCUUAUACAACCACAACUGCCUCUCAACCUCAACCUCAACUUCAACUUCAACAUAACUAUCCACCCUAUAUGCCAUCUCACAUAAAUGCACCUCAGCCUGAGUCUAUCUACACCUCCGCACCUUCAUACCCCUACCCACCACCACCACCAGCUCCUACACCACCACCGCCUCCCCCACACUCUUGUCACUUUGACCCCUCUCAAAAUUAUCCCCAAGCUCAUCUACCAUACCACCAAUCCCAAAACCAGUACCACCUCCCUCUCACCCAACCUCAACCUCGAACACCACACCUCCCAUCCAUCAGACCAAACUUCCCUCCUCUUCCCACUUCCCAAACUCAACUCCAGACUCACCAGCCACAUUACCAAUCCCAAGAAAGUCCCUGGUCUCCACUUGAAGCGCAUGAAUCCCGCAAACGCCGCGCUUCAGAUGCGUUGAGUAGUGCCGGACUGGGCGUCGCUGACGCAGAUGUGGAUUGGGGCUAUAAGGAUAAGAUGGGUCGGGAGCUUGAUUCUCUAGAGAUGGAAAGUAGAAGUAUGAGGAGAAGAGAUGAACGGGGUGAAGGUAGCGAGAGGGGAAAUGUACCAGGAAGUAGCAGAAGAAGUAGAAGAAGAUUGAAUGAUGAAGAUGUAGGGAAUGGAAGUGCGGGACGAAGACAAGGAAUAGAUGAAGAUGAAGAUGAAGAUGAGAAUGAAGUUGAGUACGAAGCAAGAAUGACGCGAGGGGAAGGGGAUGAAAGUGAUCGAGGAAAUGGGCAUGCGUAUUCUUGA